CUCGAGCUAACCGGGUUUGAUGUGGUUUGGCUCGCCAAAAAACCCUUAUUGUAGAUGUAAUGUAAAUAUAUAAAUAAAUAUGAAAAAAUCAAGUACAUUUGAAGCAUAAAGGACAAACUGCAUUUCCUUUAUAAAUGGAGAUAGUGUAUAUUUAAACGCAACUACAUAUUGAGAAUAAUGGGUGGCCUACUCACAACUAGGCAAAAUGAUGGAGUUGAAGAGGUUGAUGUUGCUUCUAAUCAUGCUUACAGGUAUCCACCGAGAUCAGGAAAUUACUUUGCAAGUCAUUUCAUAAUGGGAGGAGAACGAUUUGAUACUCCACAGCCAGAAUCUUAUUUAUUUGGAGAAAAUUCUGACUUGAAUUUUUUAGGAAGUCGACCUACUCCAUUUCCAUAUCCACCUCCACAACCAAAUGAACCAACAAAGACAUUGAAAAGUUUGGUGAAUAUUCGGAAAGAAUCUUUGCGGUUUUUAAGAGUUGUCGCUGAGGGCAACAAAUCUAGUCUUGAAAAAGCAGAUGUUAGGGAUGCAGAAUUAGGAACAAAUACUUCAUUCAACAUAGAAUUUACGUUUGACUGUGAUGUUAGAUGCUCUAUAACUAUUUAUUAUUUUUGUACCGAGGAACUGUCUCCUAAUGGAGUGACAUAUAUUCCUCGAGACUCUACCUUAACUUCAAAAACUUUCCAUUAUAACAGAGGUUCCAAUCAGCAAUUUUGUCAGACAUCUCACAUUUUUAACCCUUCGAAAUAUCCCGACGAUGAUUUAUUAUAUGACGUCGAUAAAGAAGUAAUUCCAAUAGCCAUACACUGUGUUGCUGAAGAAGGACCAGAAGAUGUAAGACAGUCACACACAACAAUAGCAACUGUGGAAAAAAUUGCAGAUGGUAGUUAUAUACUGAAGGCUUUAAAACAGAAGCUGUUUGUAGAUGGGCUCUGUUAUUUAUUACAGGAAAUAUAUGGAAUAGAAAAUAAAAAUAAUGAUAAGGCUGGUAGCGACGAUGACACAGAAGAUAACGGAUCAGAGUGUGUGAUUUGCAUGUGCGACGUACGAGAUACCCUUAUACUUCCCUGUCGACACUUAUGCCUCUGUAAUUCUUGUGCCGACUCCUUGAGGUACCAAGCGAACAAUUGCCCUAUAUGCAGGGCACCCUUUAGGGCCCUACUUCAAAUCCGUGCCUUGCAGAAAUCUCUUAACCCAAAUUUACCUCCCAUAAACCCACCAGAUGGUACUUGUGACAAUAUCCCACCUGGUUACGAAGCCGUCUCCCUCAUAGAAGCUUUAAACGGUCCGUGUACGCCCCGCCAGCCGCCUUCUGCAAUGCCGGACCUUGUCGAGACUCCGGAAAAUGAAAACGCGAUUCAGGCGGCUGAAGUGUUGAACAGGCAGUGCGAUCGCAGCACUCCUCCGAAAAACAGGAAUGGAGAAUGUUCCAGCCCGGAAUAUGGAGUGUCCGUUUUGAUGACUGCGAGACAUGACGGUGGGGAGCCAUCGCAGUGCCCUUUACUAUCCGAACAAAUCGAAUUUAGGAAGCACAGGCCUAGGGACAGUUUGAAACUCAUUAAUGAAAGACUGGACAAAGAUGAGAUUAUGGAUGAAGACAGCGAGGCGGAAAAGUUGUCUCCGCUGUUACAGAAAACUGAUCUUAAUAGAUCUAAUAACCUUGCUCUUCACAUGGCUGACGUAACUGACUCUAUAGAUGACACGGACACCGACCACGACGAACCGACUAAUGUUCAUAUUCCUGAAAAAUUGAAAAGUUACAAUGAACGUGGCGACGAAUCUGACUACUACACCCCCGACGAGCCAGGUCCAUCGGCCGGACCCUUAUAUGAGGAAGCAACGACAAGUUCGGUAGGCAGCACCCCCCACCGUCCUCCACCUGGGACGCCCCACUCACACGCAAGCGUUAGGAGUAGCGAGGAGAGCUGUACUAGCGGGUCGAGCACGAGACACCUGCUAGCCGUUAUUAGCGGCAAUAACAGUGGAUCUUCCGAGAGAUCUGUAAUUAUGGAUGAAGACAGCGAGGCGGAAAAGUUGUCUCCGCUGUUACAGAAAACUGAUCUUAAUAGAUCUAAUAACCUUGCUCUUCACAUGGCUGACGUAACUGACUCUAUAGAUGACACGGACACCGACCACGACGAACCGACUAAUGUUCAUAUUCCUGAAAAAUUGAAAAGUUACAAUGAACGUGGCGACGAAUCUGACUACUACACCCCCGACGAGCCAGGUCCAUCGGCCGGACCCUUAUAUGAGGAAGCAACGACAAGUUCGGUAGGCAGCACCCCCCACCGUCCUCCACCUGGGACGCCCCACUCACACGCAAGCGUUAGGAGUAGCGAGGAGAGCUGUACUAGCGGGUCGAGCACGAGACACCUGCUAGCCGUUAUUAGCGGCAAUAACAGUGGAUCUUCCGAGAGAUCUGUAAACAACUAAAGCUGUAAUUAGAUGAAGCAUCUAAUCGUUUAAGUGGGAAUUGGCAUUCGAUAUUUUAUAUAUACGUGCAUUAAAUAAUCGGAAUACCUAUGUCACAAAUCUAGAGAGGAUGAGGUUUUCUAGAUUUAUGAAAACAUUGCAUCACAAGAAUACACUGUAUACAGGGUGUCCCAGUUUUAUUCUAUGACACUGCGGGAGCGGAGAGAACAACAAAAAGUAAGGCUAAAACUUAUUUUCAGUCCAACAGUUUUCGAAUCGAACACAAAAUUAAUCAUUUCUAUAAAAAAAAAGUUUAAAUGUCAUAAUUUUUGUGAUAAGAUUUGUCGUAAUGCAAUAUCAAGGAUUUGACAUAUUACGAGGGUAGGUACAAAAUAAUAGAAAAAACACAUUGUUUUGUGUUGAUUUAUUUUUCAACGUAUCCCCUUUUAAUUCUAUACACUUCAGGGAAAAAGUCGCUGGGGUACAAAUCUGGUGAAAAAAUGGCAGAUGAAGAACAAUUCGAACUUCAAUCCAAGAAUUUUCGCACAGGUAUUCAUCUGUGCAUGUGUGGAUGGAAGUACAUUUUUUUUCUUGUCCAAAUACGUACUCUUUUUCUUUUUUUUUUUAUUUCUUUACUCAACCAGUUUAAUAACCAGACAUAAUAUUCUCUACUUAUCAUUCAACCUUUUUCCAACUAGUCAAAAGUCCAUCCCAAAAAAGUGGUUAUUACCAACUCGACUGUCUUCACCUUUUUCGGAGACAAUUUGCUGGCACAAACUCACCGUUUUGACUAUUCCUUUGUCUUUGGAGUACCGUUGUGAAAUGUGGCACAGUUACCCACAGCUCUCGUGUCUUACUACCUAUUGUGCAUGCUGCUAAUAAGAGUUGUUUUAAAAUAGGCCCAUGCUUCGUGCCAAGGCAGGCACUAGCUUUGCCAGAACCUUCCAUGUUUCCUUAACAGUCGCAAAAACUCAUUAGGAUUAUGAUAGAAAAGCGCCAAACCAGACAUAAAAUUGAUCACAAGAUUGCAUUUAUUCUCCUCUGCGAGUAAACGCAGCAUCCAUCCCGCCGAUAUUUCUUUCUUACCCAAUUUUUCACGCACUCAUUCCGUUGGAUGUUGUAGCCUUAUAUUUUUUGGAAACUCGGAGUAACAGUGGCGGUAGGUUCCCAGUUCUGAUGGUCCCGACUUCAUUUGCUUUGCUUCGCUUCAAAUCUGUAAUGCCGUAACAGGUUCGCACUUGGAUUUUUCAUCUUUAGCAUCUCUUUGUAGCUUAACUACUUGUUGUAGACAUUAGGGCCUCCAGUAAAAUUGUUUUAUUGGUUUGUUGGGCCAUAGGACGUUGAAGUGUUUUUUUAAACAAAAAAACAAGUCUUUUAUAUGCUGCUUAACAGGCUUUUAACAGGUUUUAAAGGUUUUUCGUAUUUAUCUCGGUAGGGAAGUUUAUGCAACCCUUUUACAAGCAAUUUUGUUCAAGCAAUAAUGUUCAACAUAAAAUAUUCUGAGAUUUUAAAUUUAUUUCAUACUCGGACAUCCUGUAUAUAAGACAGUUCAUCUCUUUUACAUUGAUACUACUAUAUUAAUGAAUUUUUUAGUUGGUGCAGGAAUCUCAGAAUUGCUUCGAGUGCUGUAUAUUUUCUAUGGAAUAAAUAAUUAUUAAUA
Molecule: messenger RNA, 4072 nt
Organism: Anoplophora glabripennis (Asian longhorned beetle)
Lineage: Eukaryota; Metazoa; Arthropoda; Insecta; Coleoptera; Cerambycidae
Gene: Mrgn1
Product: E3 ubiquitin ligase Rnf157
Exons: 11
Coding region: 178-2433 (751 amino acids)
Biological process (GO): protein ubiquitination
Cellular component (GO): cytoplasm
Molecular function (GO): ubiquitin protein ligase activity
Source: RefSeq, a predicted model, not a curated record